AAGGUGACCUCUAAUACUCUAAUCAGUAAAAAUAGUGAGUUGGUGCCGGUGCUUCUCGUUGUUCCUCUGGCAGUUGGAUUUAAAGUUUCAUCGUUUACAGCUGUUAAUACAUCGCUAUGGCCAAGCCACAGUCAGAUUCGGAGAGAAGGAAGCAGAUCAGCGUUAGGGGUAUAGCGGAAUUGGACGACGUCAACGAGAUAAAGAAGACUUUCAACAGACACCUCCACUACACCCUCGUCAAAGACAGGAAUGUGGCCACCACCAGGGAUUAUUACUUCGCACUGGCACAUACCGUCAAGGACCACCUCGUAUCGAGGUGGAUAAGGACCCAGCAAUAUUACUACGAGAAGGACCCGAAGAGGGUGUGUUACCUUUCCCUCGAAUUCUACAUGGGUAGAUCCCUCCAAAAUACUAUGAUCAAUUUAGGCAUUCAAACAUCAGUUGAUGAAGCUCUCUAUCAGCUAGGCUUAGACAUAGAAGAACUGGAAGAACUUGAAGAAGACGCUGGUCUAGGAAAUGGAGGACUGGGUCGCUUGGCAGCAUGCUUUCUAGAUUCUCUGGCUACACUAGGAAUACCUGGUUAUGGCUAUGGCAUCAGAUACGAUUACGGCAUCUUUACCCAAAAGAUUGUCAACGGAGAACAGCAAGAAGAACCUGAUGAUUGGUUGCGAUUCGGCAACCCUUGGGAAAAAGCAAGACCAGAGUAUAUGUUACCCGUUAACUUCUACGGUAACGUUAUUGAUACCCCACAAGGGAAAAAAUGGGUUAAUACUCAGGUUGUGUUCGCUUUACCCUAUGACAACCCCAUUCCGGGUUAUCAGAACAACGUAGUUAACACCUUGAGGUUGUGGUCCGCUAAGUCACCAGUCGACUUCAAUUUAAAAUUCUUUAACGAUGGUGAUUAUAUCCAAGCGGUACUAGAUCGUAACUUGGCGGAAAACAUCUCCAGAGUCCUCUAUCCCAACGACAACUUAUUCGAGGGCAAAGAACUCCGGUUGAAGCAAGAAUACUUCAUGUGUGCGGCAACCCUACAGGACAUCAUAAGGAGGUUCAAAUCUGCCAAGUUUGGUGUCCGAGAACCUACCAGAACUAAUUUUGAACUAUUACCCACCAAAGUUGCCAUCCAAUUGAAUGACACUCAUCCAUCCUUGGCCAUUCCUGAGCUCAUGAGGGUCCUGGUGGACAUUGAAGGCAUACCCUGGGAGAAGGCUUGGAAGAUCACGGUCAACACCUGCGCCUACACCAACCACACGGUCUUACCGGAGGCUCUAGAAAGAUGGCCUACGUCCAUGUUGGAGCACAUCUUACCGAGGCAUUUGCAGAUCAUCUACCACAUCAACUUCCUGCAUUUGAAAGAGGUCGAAAAGAAGUGGCCCGGGGACUGGGACAAGAUGAGGCGUAUGUCUCUCAUCGAGGAGGACGGCGAGAAGAGGGUUAACAUGGCCAGUCUCUCGAUAGUCGGAUCGCACGCCGUUAAUGGUGUGGCGAAGAUUCAUUCGGACAUUAUUAAGGCUGAUCUAUUUAAGGACUUUUACGAACUAAGCCCGGAGAAAUUCCAGAACAAGACGAACGGAAUAACCCCACGCAGGUGGCUCUUACUGUGCAAUCCAGGCCUGAGCGAUCUGAUCUGCGACAAAAUCGGCGAGGACUGGAUCGUCCACCUCGACCAACUCCAGAAAAUAAAGCAGUGGGCCAAAGACCCCAACUUCCAGCGUUCCAUCAUGAAAGUCAAGCAAGAGAACAAGCUGAAGCUGGCCCAGCUCCUGGAGAAGGACUACGGCGUCAAGGUCAAUCCCGCCUCGAUGUUCGACAUUCACGUGAAACGCAUCCACGAGUACAAACGGCAGCUACUCAACACCAUGCACAUCAUAACUCUCUACAACAGAAUUAAGAAGAACCCGUCGGCUAAAAUCACCCCCAGGACCGUCAUGAUCGGCGGCAAGGCCGCCCCGGGAUACCACACGGCUAAGAAAAUCAUAAAACUCAUCAACAUGGUGGGCAACGUCGUCAACAACGAUCCGAUCGUUGGCGAGAAACUGAAAGUUAUCUACCUCGAGAACUACCGGGUGACCUUGGCCGAGAAAAUCAUCCCGGCCGCUGAUUUGAGCGAGCAGAUUUCUACGGCCGGAACCGAGGCGUCCGGUACUGGAAAUAUGAAGUUCCAACUUAACGGGGCUCUGACGAUCGGCACCCUGGACGGGGCGAACGUCGAAAUGGCCGAAGAGAUGGGUUUGGAUAAUAUUUUCAUCUUCGGUAUGACCGUGGAGGAAGUCGAAGAGCUGAAGAAGAAGGGCUACAACGCUUACGACUACUACAAUUCCAACCCUGAGUUGAAACAGGUGGUGGACCAGAUUCAGAACGGGUUCUUCAGCCCGGGAAAUCCGGACGAGUUUAAGGAUCUGGCCGAUAUUUUGCUGAAGUACGACAGGUUCUUCUUGUUGGCCGACUACGAGGCUUACAUCAAGAAGCAGGACGAAGUCAGUGCUGUGUAUCAAAAUCAGAGCAAAUGGUUGGAAAUGGCCAUCAACAACAUCGGCUCUGCCGGAAAAUUCUCCAGCGACCGCGCCAUCAUCGAAUACGGGAAAGACAUCUGGGACGUAAAGCCCAACUACGAAAGGCUUCCCGACCCUUCCGUUCCCAGGGAAUUGGCCCUGAAAGAUAAUUAACUCUGUCGCCGCGACGCAACUUUUGUGAAGUUGCGUAAAACGUAACUGCUCGCAGUUACUUUCCAUUCGAGAGCACACACUGCGGGCACUAGAGUAUUUGCAUGUCGUGGAUAGUGAAAUUUUAUUGUUGAUGAUUAUCCGACACGGGUCGGUAUAUUUUGCCAGUGUACGUCACCGAUUAGGCUGUAGCGCAUCGUGCCAUAUGUUGAAAUUUAUCGGAUCGAAACUGUUAAUGUUUCACGAUUUUAUUAUAAAUGUCGCGCAAAAUAUACUCCUUGUGUCGUUAGGUUUUAAUCUUGUUGAAAAUAUUUUAAAAAAUUAUGGAAUACUCAUCUGUGUGUCGUAAUAAAUAAUAAUAAAUAUACUUUUUAUACAGUUUAGUUCUAUGUUUGCCUGCCAGAUUUUUUAUGCUCCACACUGUUCUAGUAUACAUAAACUUGUGUAGAAGCUGUCGGAUUUAAAUAAACUGUAUUUUUUUGA
Anoplophora glabripennis (Asian longhorned beetle) is the source of this 3146-nucleotide messenger RNA. RefSeq names its product glycogen phosphorylase. The record is from RefSeq and is a predicted model, not a curated record. The transcript has 7 exons. Gene Ontology annotation, cellular component: cytoplasm. Bases 117 to 2666 code for a protein of 849 amino acids. Gene Ontology annotation, biological process: glycogen catabolic process. Gene Ontology annotation, molecular function: pyridoxal phosphate binding; glycogen phosphorylase activity. Lineage: Eukaryota; Metazoa; Arthropoda; Insecta; Coleoptera; Cerambycidae.